AUGCCUCUUUGCAGUUAUACUUUACUCGAAGCCAUUCAUAGAGGGAUGAAUCGAACAUCUGCCAGAACUCCGAACGGCUCAUUUCCGUGCCGUCGUGCACCACUGACACUCCAUUCACAUAUCGCACGAAUUCUUCUAUGCGCCGGAUGCCGGCCUUAAGGUUGACGUCCGAUCUCCCGGGAAGUCCGUAGACACCCACAUUGACGAAUAGUACAUUUCUCCCGGAUCGCUGACGAAUCAUUCCCGGACAUGACGGUUGAUUGUACGGGGACAGCCAUAGUGGAUAGACCUCUAGCUCCUUAUCACAGGUGUCAAUAGCUUCAGCGAGGUGUUCCAUGGGAACGAGAAAAUCUUUCCGUACACGGUUUUUGUCCAAUCUCGACCUCAUUAUCCUGGGGCUGAGCAACUCAACCAGGUCGAGGUUAGGCGGACACAUCCAUCCAAAGAACCAUCGAAAUAGGAAAUUAUUACCAAAUGGAAUGAAAUCCUUAA
This is a messenger RNA of Haemonchus placei, 492 nucleotides long. NCBI's taxonomy places the organism in Eukaryota, Metazoa, Nematoda, Chromadorea, Rhabditida, Trichostrongylidae. The record is from the annotation of a GenBank genome assembly.